Messenger RNA from Lotus japonicus, 1824 nucleotides. RefSeq names its product protein FAR1-RELATED SEQUENCE 5-like. The record is from RefSeq and is a predicted model, not a curated record. NCBI's taxonomy places the organism in Eukaryota, Viridiplantae, Streptophyta, Magnoliopsida, Fabales, Fabaceae. Bases 1 to 1824 code for a protein of 607 amino acids. The transcript is spliced from 3 exons. Gene Ontology annotation, molecular function: zinc ion binding. Gene Ontology annotation, biological process: regulation of DNA-templated transcription.
AUGGAAGAUUCAAAAAUGCUCAGUUGGUGUUCAGAUGAAGGUUUUUCAUCUAUUGGUGAAGGUAAUAACACAUUUGUUGCUGGUAUUCUUGAAUCACCCACACCGACCCUGUCUGAGUCCAUUGGUGAGGAUGUAGCGGGUGAAGGAGUUGUUGUGAACAGUAUGGAUGAUGGUGCUAAUAUUUUGUGGGAUUGUAUCAACGAGACUGAGUUGCAAAAAUAUAAUUUUCUUAAUCGGCAGGUUGCAUAUGACUUCUACAACUUCUAUGCUAGAGUGAAGGGCUUCUCAGUACGGAAAAGCAAGGUUUUGAGAAACAUUAAACAUGUAAUUGUGCGCCAAGACUUUGUGUAUUACAAGGAACGUUUUCGUGAAGAGAAAAAUAGAAAUAGGAAAAAUCGUUUGCGGGAAACUAAGGUAGAAACAAGAUGUGGAUGCAUUGCAAAAAUGAGGAUUCGAUUGGUGGCUGAGACUGGUAGGUGGCAUGUUGGUAUGUUUGUAGAUGAUCACAAUCAUGCAAUGUUAGAGGGAAAGCAAUCUUCGAUGUUACCAGCACAUCGAAAGUUGGAAGAAGGUGAUAUAGUGGGGUUGAUGAGUAUGCGAAGGGCUGGUAUAAGCACCACUGAAAUAUACAAUUUAAUUGCUGACCAAUCAGGUGGUUUUGAUAAGACAAAUUUUUUGAAGGUGGACAUGUUGAAUCAAAUGACGAAGCAGAAACAGAAGGAGCAGUUUGAUGCAAAAGUUGUUCUAGUGUAUUUGAAGGGUCUUGCAUCCAGUGAUGCCGGCAUGUUCUGGGCACAUAAUGUUGAUGAACAGGGCAAUUUGAAACAAUUGUUCUGGGCAGAUGGGAUAAGUCGAAUGGAUUUCCAGGUGUUUGGAAAAGUUCUUGCAUUUGAUGCAACAUACCGAAAGAAUAAAUACGAAUGUCCCAUUGUUAUUCUUGUUGGAGUGAACCAUCAUUGCCACACUAAUGUCUUUGGAACCACUGUUUUGACCAAUGAGAAAGAGGAAAGCUAUGUUUGGGUACUUGAGCAAUUUUUGGCGGCAAUGAAGGGUAAAGAACCAAGUGUUGUUAUUACAGAUGAUGCUCCUGCAAUGCGGAAUGCUAUUAGUCGAUUGUUACCUAAAGCUCACCAUCGUUUGUGUGCGUGGCACCUUUUACAAAAUGCUCAAAGGAAUGUUGGAGAUCCUAAUUUUGUGAAAGGAUUUAAAAGGUGUAUGUUGGGAAACCUUAGUUUUGGGCAAUUCAAAAUGAAAUGGUUUGAAUUGGUUUGCGACCUUAACCAUGAAGAUAAUGCAUGGGUUCAAGGGAUGUAUGAGAAGAGUCACAUGUGGGCUACAUGUUUGAUGAGGGGAAAGUUGUUUGCUGGUUUUCAGACGACAUCACAUUGCGAAGGUAUACAUUCACAAGUUGGUAGGAUUGUCCGUUCUCGAAAUAGCCUACUUGAGUUUGUCCGGUAUUUUGAGCGUUAUGUGAAUUACAUGCGGUGGAGAGAGGUGGAUGCAGACUACAAGUCAGUGGUAGGUGAUGCAGUUCCGCAGACAAGCGUGCGAGAGCUGGAAAAGUCUGCUGCAGAUGUGUACACAAGGACUGUAUUUCUUAAAUUACGUCCUUGGGUCAAGAGUGGUAGUGUAAUGUAUUGCAAACCAAGUAAGCUUUGGCAUGUUGCACACGAUGAAAGUUUGUCCACCUUUAGAUGUUCAUGUCAGCGGAUGGAGACGUUUGGGCUGCCUUGUGAUCAUAUAAUUGGUGUUUUGGUGCAUCUGGACAUUGAUGUCAUACCAGAGAGUUUAGUCAUGCAAAGAUGGUGUAAGACGGCCAAGUAA